Pangasianodon hypophthalmus (striped catfish) is the source of this 2411-nucleotide messenger RNA. RefSeq names its product SEC61 translocon subunit alpha 1 (gene sec61a1a). The record is from RefSeq and is a predicted model, not a curated record. Gene Ontology annotation, cellular component: membrane; Sec61 translocon complex. Gene Ontology annotation, biological process: SRP-dependent cotranslational protein targeting to membrane, translocation; post-translational protein targeting to membrane, translocation. Lineage: Eukaryota; Metazoa; Chordata; Actinopteri; Siluriformes; Pangasiidae. The transcript has 12 exons. The coding region runs from base 149 to 1579 and encodes 476 amino acids. Gene Ontology annotation, molecular function: ribosome binding; transmembrane protein transporter activity; signal sequence receptor activity.
ACGUAUUGCUGUAGCUAGCAAGGGCGGCUAAUAUGGUUGACGUGUAUUUAGGAGUUGUAUAGUGGUGACGUGUCUUUAAGGCGCUCCGCCGGCGCAUCAACACUCGGAGCACAGAUCCUCACCGAGCCUCACACCGAAUAACACCACCAUGGGGAUUAAGUUCUUGGAGGUCAUCAAGCCGUUCUGCGCGGUUUUACCCGAGAUCCAGAAACCAGAAAGAAAGAUCCAGUUCAGAGAAAAAGUGCUAUGGACAGCCAUCACCUUGUUCAUCUUUCUCGUCUGCUGCCAGAUCCCUCUCUUUGGGAUCAUGUCCUCAGACUCAGCAGAUCCCUUCUACUGGAUGAGAGUCAUUCUGGCUUCCAACAGGGGCACUCUGAUGGAGUUGGGAAUCUCCCCCAUCGUGACCUCGGGCCUCAUCAUGCAGCUGCUGGCUGGAGCUAAAAUCAUUGAGGUCGGAGACACACCCAAAGACCGAGCGCUGUUUAACGGAGCCCAGAAAUUGUUUGGGAUGAUCAUCACUAUUGGCCAGGCGAUAGUGUACGUGAUGACUGGCAUGUACGGAGACCCGUCAGAGAUGGGAGCCGGGAUCUGUCUCCUCAUCAUCAUUCAGCUGUUUGUGGCUGGUCUGAUCGUGCUGCUGCUGGACGAGCUGCUUCAGAAAGGAUACGGUUUGGGCUCAGGCAUCUCCCUCUUCAUCGCCACCAACAUCUGUGAGACCAUCGUAUGGAAAGCCUUCAGUCCAACGACGGUGAACACAGGCAGAGGCACUGAGUUUGAGGGCGCCAUCAUUGCUCUGUUCCACUUGUUGGCCACUCGGACUGAUAAAGUGCGCGCACUGAGAGAGGCCUUCUACAGGCAGAACCUGCCCAACCUCAUGAACCUCAUCGCUACUGUCUUCGUCUUCGCCGUGGUCAUAUACUUCCAGGGCUUCAGAGUGGAUCUGCCCAUCAAGUCUGCACGUUACCGUGGCCAAUACAACACUUAUCCCAUCAAGCUUUUCUACACAUCCAAUAUUCCCAUCAUCCUGCAGUCCGCGCUGGUGUCCAACCUCUACGUCAUCUCUCAGAUGCUCUCCACUCGCUUCAGCGGCAACUUCCUGGUUAACCUGCUGGGAACUUGGUCUGACACAUCAACCGGCGGUCCAGCUCGCGCGUAUCCUGUAGGAGGUCUGUGUUACUAUCUCUCUCCUCCGGAAUCGUUUGGCUCCGUGUUGGAGGAUCCGGUCCACGCCGUCAUCUACAUCGUCUUCAUGCUUGGCUCCUGUGCCUUCUUCUCCAAGACGUGGAUCGAAGUGUCAGGAUCGUCUGCCAAAGAUGUGGCUAAACAGCUUAAGGAGCAGCAGAUGGUGAUGAGAGGACACCGAGAGACGUCCAUGGUGCAUGAACUCAACAGGUACAUCCCCACAGCUGCUGCAUUCGGUGGCCUGUGCAUCGGCGGCCUCUCGGUCAUGGCCGAUUUCUUGGGAGCGAUCGGCUCAGGAACGGGGAUCUUACUGGCCGUCACUAUCAUCUACCAGUAUUUUGAGAUCUUCGUCAAGGAGCAGAGCGAAGUCGGCAGCAUGGGGGCGCUACUCUUCUAAACCACCUGCAACAUGGACACACGCGUACGCUGAGACACACCCUAAACAAACACUUUUAUUAUUUUUAUGAGUGGUAUUACUAUUAUUUUAUAUAUAUAUAUAUAUAUAUAUUUUUGUUUUGGCACAGUGAGUUGAAGUGGUCCAUUCUGAACAGCCAGGAUUGGCUUUGAGAUGCUGUUUGUUGGAGGGGAGAGAUAUUUAUGAAAAAAACUCUGGAGCGGUUAGUGAUGAGUAAAGCUAGACUCUGUGAGCUCUGAAGAUAGUUGGGUGGGUGGGUGGAUGGGUGGGUGAAGCCUUCUCUCGUUUCACCUUCCACCCCCUCUUUUUUUUUUUUUUUUUUUUUUUUUUUUUUUUUUUUUUCUUUCUCCUCUCCCCCGCUUGCUGCUCGACUGUAUGCAGUAUAGUGAUGGCAGUGCUCACUUCUCCGUCCUGCCCAGUCUUUCAUUUAAAAGGUGCAGUGUUGCGUGUUUUUAACGCCACAUUCUUUAUUCUUGGCUGCUGUCAGUAUGACGCCACGGGAAUACUCAGACUCGCAGGAUUGUUAGACUUUCGGUUGUGACGUCAAAUCCAACCAUAUACAUUUCAUAUAGAACUUUUUUUUUUAAGGUGGUGUUAUCCAGGCUGGAAGCUGUCUACAUAUAUAGUUAAAUCUUUUUUUUUUUUUUUUGUUUGGAAGUCUGUUUGACUCUGUGUCUGUGUCUGUAUAUAUGAUGAAAUGUGCCACCAUGUAACAAAAACUUUUUUUUUUUCUCCCAAUAUGUAAAAAGAAAUGGUAAAACAUCCGUCUUUUGGAAAGAGUGCUCAUUCUCAAUAAAAGCUCUUUUUGUGUAAA